GUCAAAGUACAUGGACCCCUGCCCUCGGCUUGCGGCAUGUCAUCCAGUGCCCGCGGUAUACUACCGUGUAGUGUCUUGAGCCUGUUCCACUCUGGGCCAGAAACAUGAGCAUCCUGCAAGUACCUGGCUACCGACUUCGCCAUUGUGGAGAUGGGGCCUGGCCCGGCAAGCUGAGCAUGGACUGUGCCGUCUGUACAGGAGCAUAUAUCAAUCCUACUUGUCCUGUGCUCCAGAAGUGUGGUGACGCUCCGUCCAGGCUCUCAACUUUGUACAUCCAACAAAGACCACCAUCGCGAUCUCAGGGUCUUUGAAGUCAACAUUGAUCCUUAACCUGCAUACAUCGUCGGAGCACACCACAGUCCUCCGACGAUACACCAUUCACCAUGAGGUUUCCACCAGCAGAGGUCCGCGCACACUGGCCCAAGCCGAACUAUGUCAACCCCGUCGUCCGAGGACCCGGGCUCCUGAUUGUUGAGUUGACCCUGGUCCCCAUCGCUCUCAUCUGCGUUAUCCUGCGGCUCUGGAUUCGGAUCGGAUGGCUUCACAAGAGUUGGUGGGACGACUACCUGAUGGUGGCUGCUAUGAUAUUCUCAUGUCUUACAACGGCACUGGUCAUCAUGGCCGUCCAGAUGUACGGAUGGAACCUUCAUGUUUGGGAUGCCGCCAUUCCGUUGUUGCAGAAUGGUCGAAAGGCGUCGAUGGCCGGUCAAACCCUCUUCGUUCUCGCUUCGAGCUUCGUCAAGAUGUCCAUUCUAGUCUCGUAUUUCCGUGUUGCACCAAACAAGUCGACGUUCCGCAAGCUUGUGUGGGUCACUUUGGGCAUCGUGGUGGCAGCCUUCUUGACCUUCCUCAUCGCCCUCUGGUUGCAGUGCAUACCGAUUUCCAGCUACUGGAAUCUGCUCGCUGGUGAUGGUGACUGCAUCCCCGAAGGCCCACCCCUGGUCACCCAGACCGUGGUCAACGUCGUGACAGACUUCAUGAUAUACGCCCUUCCUAUCCCGACCCUAUUCAGCCUGUCGCUCCCCAUGAUACAGCGCAUCGGUCUUGUUGUCCUCUUCUCCGUCGGGGGCGUCAUCGUCGUGGCGGGCAGCUUCCGCGCCUACUGGGUUCACUACGUCCUGUACGAGACAUACGAUGCGACAUGGUACGGAUACGAGAUCUGGCUGUGGACUGCCAUCGAGACAAACGUCGGCGUUGUGUGCGGAUGUAUUCCAGCACUCAAGCCCCUGCUAUUCCCUUCGAGAGCCCGCGCUACAGGCUCGAAAUACGCAAAUGGCUCGACUCACAGCCGCAGGAAGGAGAAGGUGACGCCGGUGCUCGACCAAGUCGAGAUGGACACGCGCAAGCUGACCCAGACCGAUUCGAGACCCGACACUGCUACCGCACACGUGCAAAUCAGCCAUGGCUUUCGACCGAUGAGCGGUGCGACGGACAAGAGUCGCUUCGACUACGACAUAGAGCAACAGAAGACGUACAUGUUAUGAUCGUUCGCUCGCUCCUUCUGUUUUUCCUCUCUUACUAAUUUGCGCCUAUGCUGCGCCGACUGUAAAUAGUAGAUCUCGCCCGGAUCACUCCCACUCACUGGGUCCCUUUACCUCUUCGCCUCUUCGUGAAAAGUCAGUCACGCUGGUCGGUCAUUUGGGAGGAAACUUUGGUUUUGCGGUCACGAUAUCCCCUCAUACGGUGUUAGCGAAGGUGUUUGGCGAAGUAAAUCAAUUCAAAUCAUGUCGA
Molecule: messenger RNA, 1731 nt
Organism: Paraphaeosphaeria sporulosa
Lineage: Eukaryota; Fungi; Ascomycota; Dothideomycetes; Pleosporales; Didymosphaeriaceae
Exons: 4
Coding region: 384-1484 (366 amino acids)
Source: RefSeq, a predicted model, not a curated record